Molecule: messenger RNA, 4151 nt
Organism: Dunckerocampus dactyliophorus (ringed pipefish)
Lineage: Eukaryota; Metazoa; Chordata; Actinopteri; Syngnathiformes; Syngnathidae
Gene: gpc6b
Product: glypican 6b
Exons: 10
Coding region: 263-1957 (564 amino acids)
Biological process (GO): cell migration; regulation of signal transduction; regulation of protein localization to membrane
Cellular component (GO): plasma membrane; synapse; cell surface
Source: RefSeq, a predicted model, not a curated record
AAGACAGCGGGAAAUAAGCACUCGUCUCUGGAUCCAUGUGGCAUCUCCAUGCGAGCCAUCCCUCUUGCGGUUCAUGGGGGGUCUCUUAAUGAGUCACCCUCUGCUGCCUUUUAAAGACCAUUUUUCCUCCUCGGGGAAAUGUGCAGCUUGGCAUUAAUUGAGUAAAGGUCUAAGACGUCAAGUGCAGGUGGCUCCCCUCACAGGGGCGGUUGUUGUUUUUAAACACUACAGAGAAGCUUCUGGAUCUUCGUCCAAGUCCACAAUGCUCAGACUGGAGACUCUCGUUUGCACUUUUUCUGCGCUGUGCAUCGCAGCCAAAGCAGAGCUGAAAGCGCGGAAUUGCAGCGAGGUGAGGGAGGCUUUUGCAGCCAAGGGCUUCAGCUUCGUGCACGUUCCUCUCCAGGAGAUCCCAGGUGAACAUCUUCGAGUGUGCCCGCAGGGAAACACGUGUUGCACCCCAGACAUGGAGGACGCGUUUGGCCAGCGGAGUAAACAAGAGUUUGGCGAUCUCGUUGAUGAGAUAAGUCAUAACUUGAGAAGCAUCUUUGUCUCCAGGCAUCAGAAGUUUGACGAAUUCUUCCUGGAGCUGCUGGAGAACACCGAGAGGUCCUUGAACGAGAUGUUCGUACGGACUUACGGCAAGCCUUACAUGCAGAACGCUGAGGUGUUCGAGAACCUUUUUGCCGAGCUGAAACGCUAUUACACGGGAGGCAACGUCAACCUGGAGGAAAUGCUCAACGACUUUUGGUCUCGACUGCUGGAGCGCAUGUUCACGUUGCUCAACUCGCAGUACGUCAUCACUGAGGACUACUUGGAGUGUAUCAGCAAGUACACUGACCAGCUCAAGCCCUUUGGAGAUGUGCCCCGGAAGCUGAAGGCCCAGGUCACCCGGGCGUUCGUCGCUGCUCGCACUUUCGUCCAAGGACUCUCUGUUGGCCGGGAGGUGGCUCAAAGAGUUUCCAAGGUAAGCAGCACUCCAGCAUGCAUGCGAGCGCUGACAAAGAUGUCGUACUGCCCCUUCUGUCAAGGCAUGCCCUCCAUUAAGCCUUGCAAGAACUACUGCCUCAAUGUGAUGAAGGGCUGCCUGGCCAAUCAAGCUGAUCUGGACUCAGAGUGGAACCAUUACAUCGAUGCCAUGCUGCUGGUGGCUCAGAGACUGGAGGGACCUUUCAAUAUUGAAUCCGUCAUGGACCCCAUUGAUGUUAAGAUCUCAGAGGCCAUCAUGAAUAUGCAAGAUAAUAGUGCCCAGGUCUCCUACAAGGUUUUUCAAGGUUGUGGCCAACCAAAACCCUCAGGAAUGACUAGGUCUACUCGUGGCGUUCCGGAUGUGUUCAACGCCCGCUUCAGGCCGUACAAUCCAGACGAGCGUCCCACCACGGCAGCUGGCACAAGCCUAGACAGACUGAGGAUUAUUUGGAACACGAUGCAACACAGUGUUGUUGACAUAAAAGGUAAACUGAAGGAAUCCAAGAGAUUCUGGUCCAGUCUGCCUGAGGAGAUGUGUGUGGAGACCCGACUGACUGCUGGGAAUACCACUGACGGCCACUGCUGGAAUGGACACACCAAGGGGAGGUAUUUCCCUGAAGUGGUAACAGAUGGACUGACCAACCAGGUGAACAACCCAGAGGUCAACGUCGACAUCACCCGUCCAGACACGUUCAUCCGUCAGCAGAUCAUGGCUCUUAGGGUGAUGACCAACAAGCUGAAGAACGCCUACAACGGGAAUGAUAUCUAUUUUCAGGACGCAAGUGAUGAGGGCAGCGGUUCAGGCAGCGGAAGUGGCUGCACAGAGGCCUGCCCCCCCACAGAUGUGGAUGUGGCCGCUUCCGAAGCCCCUCUUGUGGAAGCAGACCGGAGCGGGCCUGUCGGUGGCGCGUCGUUGGCCUGUGCGUCCCCUCUAGGCCUCUUAACUGCGCUGGCCCUCUCAGCCUUGGCACUCCACAUGCGCUGGAGAUAAUGCUGGGGGGAAACAGGUUGGGACUUACCAGUCUUUGAUAUUCCCACUUUCCCAAAGAAUGCACACUCCCAUCCAUAGACUCAUGGCAUCAUUCCUCUGACCAACGCUGAUGCUGAUCCCACAAACUCUGCUGCAGAGAUUAAAACUAUUUUAUAUAAAAAAAAAAACUCUUUGCACAUACGGCAGGCAGUAAUGUCUGUCUCCAUGUGGACAAAUAUAGCACGCACUUUCAUUAUUUUCUAUAUUUGUGUUAGGGAAAAAAUAACCGCGUGUGUGUCAAAGCAUUUCAAAUGUGUGUAUUGACAACUAAAGGUUGCACCAAAUGUUAUUUAAGUAUAACAUUUGAAACGCAAUGGAUGGAAAUGAAACAAGUCACAGAAAAAGUGAGUAUACCCCUCACAUUUCAGCAACCAUUUGUGUUACAGUACUGUAUAUCUUAAGGGCCCCUACUAUACAAAUGUAACUUGCCUACAUUUUAGAGUAGUCUGUGUACAACCUGCAUUUUCAAAAAUGACUCCGACCGGUCCAGGGUGUACCCCGCCUCUCGCUCAAAGUCUGCUGGGGUAGGCUCUAGCAUACCCGCGACCUUAGUGAAGAUAAGCGGCAUCGAAGAUGGGUGGAUGGAUGGAUGAAAAUGACUCAACACAUAUGCAUUAUUGUAUAAAUAGCUGACAACAAAUGAGUAGCAAGAUAAUCAGCGUCAUGAUCUACGGCUGCAUAAGUGCUGCUGGCAGUGGAGCGCAGCGGUUCAUUAAGAGAAACAUGAAUUCCAACAUGUACUGUGACAUUAUGAAUCAGAACAUGUUCCCCUCCCUCAGGAAGCUGAGCUGCACAGCAGUUUUCCAGCAUGAUGAGGAGCCCAAACACACCUCCAAGAUGACGUGUCUUGCUGAGGAACCUGAUGGUGAUGGUAUCUUCGACUAAGGAUUUUCGUAGUUUAAUCUGAUUUGUUAGAUUUUGGCCAAUAGUUGGCUAAUAUUGCCCACACAUCUCAUUUGCACCUUUUUCGACCUCAGAGAAUUGGGCUAAAACACUCUGAUAAACAAAAAAACAUGGUAGGUGUGCAACAACAGCACCUUAAUUUAUUUAGUGACACAGAAACCGAAACUCUGUGUUGUCGGCCCACAUCAGAAAAGUGCACAUAGAAUAGGAACAGCAUGGCUUGAGAAACAACAACUUCCCAAAACGCUCAGUUAGCAGCCUAAUUUCUUGCCUUAAAAUUCACUGUUGGCAUAUAAAAUGAAGUUGGUGUAACAGCCUUACCUGUUUGAAAUGACAUUCAAUGAUAGUCAAUGAUGAUCCAAUGAUGUCGGUUAUGUUGGAUACGUUAGAAGCUGCUGACGCAAGUUGCACCUCACUUUCUGGAGUCGUAUUUAACCUUUUGAAAAUACUUCCACACUUUGGAUUGUUUUUUAGUAGCCAUUACGAGCCAAUGAGUCCGUCGACGUCAACGGUCUUCCAAGUGCUCACAGCUGGCACUCGCCUCAGCUCCACUGAAGCGGGUGAUUUUAAUUUGAAUGCGUGGUAAGUGUAGGUCAAUUCAGUUCAAUUCUUUAUAAGUAAAAAUUAGGCAGUUUAGUGUGAAAAUAGGCUAUUUAUAACACAAACAGACAUUUUUUGUAAAAAUGUAUACUCAGCACCAGCCAUGUAGUCCAUGAUGAGCCUUGAUGCCGAUACUGAACGUCAAAUCAGACUCCUCCGAAUUUAAUUGUCAAUUAUUCUAAGACACCCCUAGUACUUACUGAAUGAUGAAUAUUGACACUUUGGACGAAAUUUGGACGUGUUCACUGUGAGGUGUACUCACUUGUGUUGCCAGCUUUUUAGACAAUAAUGGUUGCGUGUUGCCUUAUUUUCAGAUGACAGUAAAUCAAACUGUGAUGCUUGCUUGCAUUCUGCAAUGCUGAAGUGGGCCAAAAUAACUGGGAUUUGAAAUACAAUACAAAACAAUUCACAUUGUUUUUGUUGGGGCACGACUUAUAAUGAUUGUAUGAAACUGUUACUGAAUAAUCACAAUGAAGUGCACUACUUGCUUUCAAGCGCUUUUGAUUCAGUCUCAACUAAUUUCCUGUCUUGUCAAGUCCAACACAAAACUCCUCUAUGGCACAACUCAUUCAGGCAAGCUGCCCAGUACAACAGUGGCAUGGAAAAAUAUUUUCUCCAAAUAAUGUUCUCCAAACUUAGUCAAAUCUUUUGU